CGGAAGUGGUUUCUUCGCUGGACCUGAGUGUUUGUGUUUUGGUUCGGGAAGAAGCUCGGCGGCGAGGGGAGGAGACGGAGGGAGGAGGAGGAAGAAGUCGUCGGAACUCGAACGCGGCGACGGCGGAGGAGGAGGACCGGCGGAGGCGGAGCGCAGAGGCGGAGACGCGGCCGUGCAGGGGCGACUCGGGGCGCCCACCCCGCGCUGGCCAGUGUGUGAAGCUGCGAGCAGGCGACGCGGCUGCAGCUGCGAUCUCCGCGCCGUGCGUGGCCUCGCUGCCGGGAGCCGCGGCCCCAGGUCUUUGGAAGUAAAGAUUCAGUAGCUUUGAACUUUAAAAGGCGCUGAAUAUGGAGGCACCCAUCUGUCAUCCCAGCAGUCUGGAAGCUGAGUUUUUCUGUGAGAAUCUGAUGUUGCCCUGAAAAUUUGGAAGCAGCAAGAGCAUUCGGAACAAGUUUUGCCCUGUAUUUAUUGUUUUGUAGAGCCUGCUACUUGUUGGGCAAGCACCCUACCAGUCUUCAACCCCAAAGUCAAAUUGUUGAAGGUAUUUUCUCCAGAAAGAAAACAAAAUUGAUACCUUGCAUCCUGGAAGUUCAUUUAGAAAUCUGAUAUUAGGGACUUCUUUCAAAUUUGGACAUGGCUAAUCGAGGAGCAACAAGACCCAAUGGGCCAAAUACUGGGAAUAAAAUAUGCCAGUUCAAACUGGUGCUUCUAGGAGAGUCUGCUGUCGGCAAAUCAAGCCUGGUGCUUCGCUUUGUGAAGGGCCAAUUUCAUGAAUUUCAAGAGAGUACCAUUGGGGCUGCCUUUCUAACCCAAACUGUGUGUCUUGAUGACACAACAGUAAAAUUUGAAAUAUGGGAUACAGCUGGCCAAGAACGUUACCAUAGCCUAGCACCAAUGUACUACCGAGGAGCGCAAGCAGCCAUAGUUGUGUAUGAUAUCACAAAUGAGGAGUCCUUUGCAAGAGCAAAAAACUGGGUUAAAGAACUUCAGAGGCAAGCAAGUCCUAAUAUUGUGAUAGCUUUGUCAGGAAACAAGGCUGACCUAGCAAAUAAAAGAGCUGUUGACUUCCAGGAAGCACAGUCCUAUGCAGAUGACAACAGUUUAUUAUUCAUGGAGACAUCAGCAAAGACAUCAAUGAAUGUAAAUGAAAUAUUCAUGGCAAUAGCUAAAAAGCUGCCAAAGAAUGAACCACAGAAUCUAGGCGCAAACUCGGCCAGAGGACGAGGAGUAGACCUUACUGAGCCUGCACAGCCAGCCAGAAGCCAGUGUUGUAGUAACUGAACUCCAGUGUGAACUUCCUAAAUGGCAAAGCCCGUGAAGUGGGAGCAUUUAGCCGGCCCAGUGUGACUUCAAAAAAAGAGACUUUUGGUAGAAUCAAGUUUCUAAUACUGAAUUAUUUUGAGUGUUUUGACUUAAUUUUUAAUAACAUGCAUGUGUUCUUCCGACUAAUGUUUUGGCAGUAGAAGGGAAGGGAAAUGAGAACUGUGUACAAUUUGUUUCAUGGGAAAGUGGAUAAAGGGGAACCAUUUAUCUCCAGUGGGUGUGGACCCACACUUAACCCAACCAGUCUUCAAACUGGUAUAAUAGUCAGGUGUAAAAGAUUCAGAAUUACUAAUGUGAGCUUUAGAAAAACAUUUUUAGAAGACUAAAAACAUUUAUGCUUAGCAACAGAAGCCAAGCAAAUGGUAAUUUCUUCUAUUGUCUAAAAAGUGUACAUUCCACAUAAUAAUAAAAUAAUCCUAAAAAAACAGUCCUACAUCUCCAGAAAGAAUGAAUAUUAGUGAUAUCUUACUCAGUCCUGUUAUUUCUUAAUAUUUGAUUGAAAAGAAGUCCAUGUGUAACCCCAUCUUGUUUUAGGAUAUAAAACUGAUAAAUGCAUUUUAAUGGGUAGUGGUCCCUUCAUGUGAGCUCUUCAACAAAGUGGAAACAAACCAGGUGUCGGAUUUUUCUUUAAUCACUGUUGGCCAUUACAUAGAGGUCUGUCUGGAGCAGGGAGGGAGCUCUGGUUCCUUUUGGACAUGAUUAGUCAGUGCACUAACAAUUAUGUACAUUCAAACUUGAUUUUAAAUAUGAUCUUCAGCUGUACUGUAAAUAGAGUACUGCAUUGUAGUUUCCAUGUUUAUUAUUUUCUGUAAUAUUUAAGAAUUGCCUAAGCAUAUACAAAAUGUACAGUUACUAAAACAGCUAAUUAUUUCUUUGUCCCCCUAUAAAAGGAAGGGGCUUUGCUGUUCUUUCAUGGCUAGAACCAUAAUAAACACUGUACCUGCAAUUUGUAACAUAAGUAUUACAAUGUUCUUAGUAAUAAUCUUGAAACCUUGUUUCUCAAAGUCCAUUUAAUUUUGAUCAGUAUAUUGCACUAAUUAUUUUAGGUAUUUUCAUUAUAUGAAAUCUACCAUGUGUCAGAUGAUUUAAUCUAAGUGUUGAUCUGCUAGCAGAACUUGUACAUUUUACAGUAACUCAAAAUUAGUAAGGAAAACAGUUCACCAGUGUUUAGUUUUAUAUUGAGGUGCUCAGGUUGGAAUAAAGUGGUAAAAAACGCAACACUGAGUUUUUUUUUCUCUUUACAUAAAGAAGUGAGCAUAACACACAUGGUAUAUAACUGGAAGCUUUUGUAUUUUCUUCCUGUUCUUACAAAUGAAUCUCACAGUCAUGAUCUGUCCUAGAGUCUAGAGCACUGAAGUCUUGUGGUACUGUUUGCUGCUCUGGGUCUUUGGAAUGUUUUAUGACAGCAGCUGAUACUCACUCCCAUUGAGAAACAUUACCAUAACAGUGAUGCUGUCUCUGGAACCACCUUCUAAAGCAGCACUUACAAGUUCACAGCCAAUGUACUCAGCUGCACCUUCAUAGAAAUUCUUAGCAUAUAGUUCUUUAUUGCUUCCCUUCUUACUGUCUAUACUGGGUAAACUGUUAGUUUCUUUCUUGCUGCAAGGGUCAUAACUUCUCCCUUCUGGAAAAAAUGUUUCUGCAUUUUUAGCCUGAUGAAUGCAAGCUUCAGAAUGUACUGAAUCAGACGACCUUUUCAUUAGAUUAGUAGUUGACAUACCUUCUUCAUAUUCAGGUUUGUACUGGAACAGCACUCGGAUGUUACUGUCUGAUGGGGAAAGAGGCUUGUUAGAUGGCCAGGAUUUGUUUUUAGGACCAGAAACAUAUGUUUCUUUAUAUGCAUGAAACAAGGUUAUUACCAGUGCAGUGACUUCCUUCUUGUCCAGAACUUCCCAAAGCCCAUUAGUGGCUACAAUGAGAAACUGACAUAGAUCAUCUAGAGGGACAGAAAUUGUUCGGGGUGCUGGAAUAAUGAACUUCUUCAAUGUGAGGUUUCCAUGAAAUCCAAGACCUCUGGUGGUUUUUAUGUGACCUUCCAGGAGGCCAUUUGAACUGAUAACUGCUCCUCUCUCAAGGACUCUUCUUCUCUCUUUGGUGUUUCGUGUCGAGUGUUCUUUUGUCAGACAAAACCCUUUUCCAUUUCUGCAUAAGACUGCUUGCACAUUACCUAAAAGGGUGGAUUUUUUUAAAGAGAGUUCUAAUUAAUCAGUUUGUGUAAAAGUAUGCUACUUACUGUUUCAAUACUAAACACAAAUUAUGCCAUGUAAAUAUCUUUAGAAUACAUAAGCUGAACACUGCACAAACAUGAUUUUGAACUGGGAAACCACCUAAUAUUUGAAUAUCAGUGAUAACCCAGUAGCAUUUAAAAUAACUAAAACUACAGGUCUUGAAAACUAUAAAUCAAAUUUUUAUGAAACUAUUGAAAUAUGAUUUUUACUAUUUAACACCUAUGCAGCAGGUUUUUGAAAUAUUCAAAUAAAGUGUUUUAAUGACUAAGUUAUGUGUAUGUGUGGGUAUGUGCACAUGAGGAGGGCAGAGGCCAGAAGAGGGUAUUGGAUCCCCCAGAGCUGAAGUUAUAGUUAGUUGUGAGCCACCCAAUAUGGAUGCUGGAAACUAACUGAUCUCUAAUCCUCUUGGAAAACAGCAGGUGUUCUU
Molecule: messenger RNA, 3978 nt
Organism: Arvicola amphibius (Eurasian water vole)
Lineage: Eukaryota; Metazoa; Chordata; Mammalia; Rodentia; Cricetidae
Gene: Rab5a
Product: RAB5A, member RAS oncogene family
Exons: 9
Coding region: 634-1281 (215 amino acids)
Molecular function (GO): GTPase activity; GTP binding
Source: RefSeq, a predicted model, not a curated record